This is a messenger RNA of Durotheca rogersii, 1776 nucleotides long. RefSeq names its product alpha/beta-hydrolase. The transcript has a single exon. Bases 562 to 1539 code for a protein of 325 amino acids. The record is from RefSeq and is a predicted model, not a curated record. Gene Ontology annotation, molecular function: hydrolase activity. NCBI's taxonomy places the organism in Eukaryota, Fungi, Ascomycota, Sordariomycetes, Xylariales, Xylariaceae.
GCCAAUCUUGCCAGGAGAGGCAGCUGGGCAGGCCGGGUAUGACGAGAUGCCUAUGAAUUGACAGGCAUAUUCUCAAUGGGUUAGUUCUCGUUGCACGCGCGCCAUUCCCCCGCACUGCCCAGUCCGGCUGUCCCCCCCUCCCUGGAUGUAACCGUAGCCCGAGAAGGGCGGCAGCGAGGGAGCAAACAGGUGGCCCCUCGCAGCGUUCUGGCAGAUCCCGCGCCCACGAGCCGGUGUUCGCGCUCUGUACGUGUAUCUACGGGCAGUGUCCUCGACGAUCCUGCAACAUCGAAAUAGGUUCCCGGCGUAGAGAGCGAUCGCGGGACUGUUACGUAGACAACCGCUCGAGACCUGCCUCCCCUUCACCUACCUACCUACCUAUUCGCUCCCACCGCACCUUGCAUUGAACCCGGAUCUACGGACCCCGCAGAACAUCGGCGGCUACUGCGGCGACCCUGCGAAAAAAGGGAAAAAAAGAGAAGAGGCUCGGAGAAAGAAGGCAGUAGAAGCAGGAAAAGAAGAAGAAAGAAAGACACAGGACCUCUCCCUACUCGACACACGAUGGACAAACUGCCGCCCUUCGGGCGCACCGUCGACGACGUCCUCCUGCCUACGUUCGCGGUCUACACGCCGCUGCUGAUAGCGCGGGAGCGCGAGAUCCGGUCGACGGCGGUGUCGACGCACCAGUACGGGCCGACGGCGCGGCACCAGGUGGACGUGUACCUGCCGGCGGCGGCGGCGGCUCCGUCGUCGGGGCCGGUCCCCGUGCUCAUCUUCGUGUACGGCGGCGGGUUCGUCAGCGGCGCGCGCGUGCACGAGGGCUUCGCGCACAGCCUCGUGUUCGGCAACGUGGGCCACUUCUUCGCGGCGCGCGGCGUCGCCGUGCUCGUGCCCGACUACCGGCUGCUCGCCCACGGCGCGCGCUUCCCCUCGGGCGGCGAGGACGUCGCGCUGGCCGUCGCCUGGGCCGCCGCCCACCUGCCGGCCCUGCUGCGGCGCCCCGACCUCGACCUCUUCCUCCUCGGCAACUCCGCCGGCGGCAUCCACGCCGCCACGUACCUGCUGGCGCCCGAGUUCCGCGCGUCGCGCGCCGCCGUAACGGGCCCCGGCGCCGGCCCGCGGCUGCGCGGCGUCGCGCUCCUCGGCGUCCCGUUCCACUGGGGCGGCGAGGACAACGCGGUGCUGCGCGCGUACCUGGGCGCGGAGCCGGACGCGAUCCGCGAGCGCUCGCCGCUGGGCCUGCUGCGCGCGGCGCGGGCGCGCGGCAGCCCCGAGGAGGGGCGCCCGCCGCUGCCCGGCGUCGCCGUCGCGCUGCUCGUCAGCGAGCUCGACCCCGACCUGAUCCGCGACUCGACCGACGAGUUCGCGCGCGCGUGGGAGGACGCCGGCGGCGCCGCCGUCCGCCACCUGCUCGACGGCCACAACCACAUCAGUCCCCAGCUCGGCCUCGGCACCGGCAUCGAGCGCGAGGAGGCCUGGGGCGUGCAGCUCCUCGAGUUCCUCCGCGCCAACGCUAGGAAGCCCGGCGAGGAGGCGUGAGGUGUGUGGCCUGGGAGGGGGGCACUAGCUGGGUAGAUGGGAACUGCAGAGUGCAACUACCUAGGUCGUCUGUGCAUACCUGUGCGUAAUCAUGUGUAUGUAAAAGGGGGAGGCGAAGGAACGGAAGGACGUGUCUGGUCUAAAGCUAUUAUUCACAUGGGUAGAAUCACACAUGAGGCGGGGAGGAAACCGCUCAAAUUGCCAUGAAAUUGCAAACAAGCCGUUCUAAUAAGUCAG